Messenger RNA from Humulus lupulus (European hop), 1109 nucleotides. RefSeq names its product transcription factor MYB14-like. The transcript has 3 exons. NCBI's taxonomy places the organism in Eukaryota, Viridiplantae, Streptophyta, Magnoliopsida, Rosales, Cannabaceae. The record is from RefSeq and is a predicted model, not a curated record. The coding region runs from base 77 to 997 and encodes 306 amino acids.
AGUAUAUAGAAAUUUUAGUCAAGAGAAGAGUAACUAGAGAGAGAAAGAGAGAGAGAGAGAGAGAGAGAUAACUAAAAUGGUUAGAACACCAUGCUGUGACCAGAAUGGAAUGAAGAAGGGUACAUGGACACCCGAAGAGGAUAGGAAACUUGUGGCUUAUGUCACAAGGUAUGGUUGCUGGAACUGGCGCCAACUUCCCAAGUUUGCAGGUCUAAAAAGAUGUGGAAAGAGUUGCCGGUUGCGGUGGAUGAAUUAUCUGAGGCCAAAUGUGAAGAGAGGAAACUACAGCCCAGAAGAAGAGGAAACCAUUACCAAGCUUCACGAGUCUCUUGGGAAUAAAUGGUCUGCAAUUGCUGCCCAAUUACCAGGAAGAACUGACAAUGAGGUUAAGAACUAUUGGCAUACUCAUCUGAAGAAGCGCCAAACGCAAAACCCAUCACCAUCAUCAUCAUGCAAACAAAAAAUAUCAGAAAGUAGUACUACUAAAGAAUCAAACAGUACUACUCUUGAUAAUGUUACUCCUAAUGUCGAUGAUUAUUUUAUGGACAGCCUAGAAGAGUUAAUGUUCACAGGAGCUGAUCUCACGAGUGACCAAAUAGUUGCUAAUAGCAACAAUAACGUACACUCCCCAUUGUCACCUCAACCGUCCUCAUCGAGUAGUGAAAUCUCAACAUCGACAACCGACACUAGUACGAGCACUGCUAGCACUAAUAAUGCAACUGAAACCAGCACAAUUAAUAAUGACAGUAGUAGUAAUUACUUGGUUGAGGACUCUUAUAAUCACCCCUUUGAAGGGUUUCCUGAGUUCAGCGACAGCUUUUGGACGGAGCCAUUUUUGGCUGAUCACAAUUCUUACAUCCCAAGUGAUUUUCUUAAUGCUUCCUUAAUGGAUAAUUAUGAGCUGUCUCCUAUCUUGGAUGCCAAUCUCUUAUUUACUGCUAAUACUAGUAUUGGUAAUUUUAAUUACGAGGAAAAUCUAGUAGGAUUGUUGUACUAAUCAUAUAAAUAUAUAUGUAUUUAUGUAUCUACCACCUUGUAAUAUAUGUAUAUAUAUAUGCAUAGAAAAUGUUUACGUACGUAACUUCCAAGAAUCGAUUCAUUUUAUUCUU